AUGAUUAGAUUAGAAUCAGUGUUUUUAGCGAAUAUAAUAUUAUAUAUUGAUUCAAUAGAGACAUGUUAUAAAUUUUCUAUGAUAAAUAAAAAAUGUUUAGAAUCAAUGAAAUUCUUAAAAAUUAAUCCAUGUUUUACAAGAAAUUUUAAUAAAAAUCAAAGUACACAAGAACUUGUAACGAAUUCAAUAGAUAAAAUUAAAUUAAUGAAAGAAAUAAUAAAAGAAAUUGAAUUAUUUCCAAAUAUUGAAACAUAUGAAUUUGCACCGGGAACGUUUAGUAUAGGAUUAAUGAAAUUAUUACCACAAACAAUAGAAAACAUUAUAAUAGAUAAAAUAACAUUAAAUACACCAUUAUGUUUAACAAAAGAAGAUAAAUCAAAAAUUAUAUCAAUGAAUAUAACAAUUCAAGAACCAAUUGAUUUAUCAGAAUAUCCAAAUUUAAGAAAAAUUACAAUUGAAGUAGAUGAAAAUGCAAUUGAACAAUGUUUUACAAAUUCAAAACAUCAUUUUGAAUUUGUAAGAAUAAAAUUAACAGAAAAUAUUAAUAUACCAUUUUUAAAAGAAUUAAUUUCAUUUCCAAUAGAUAAAAUUGUAUUAGUAUUUCUUUGUGACCUUGAAAUGGAAAAAGUUUAUAAUGCAUUUCCACAUUUUAUUAAAAGAAAUUAUAUUGCAAUGGAAUAUCUUUAUGAUACAAUGCCAAAUAGUAUUAUUCCUUUAUGUGAAAAUUGUAAAUUAGAAAUUGAUCAAAUAGAUGCAUUUGAUAUUAAAUUAAUAGAUAAAAUAUUACCAACAAAUAUCUUUUUUACUGGUAAAAAUAAUACUCCAAUUGAUUUAAGUAAAAUGAAUUAUUUAAAAAGAAUUGCUUAUGAAGAUAAUUCGAUUUUUUUAUUACCAAAUUCAAUUCUUUCUCUUCAAGCUAAUUCUAUUCCUUAUCAAAUAUUACCUAAUUUAAAAGAUUUAACUUUAGUUAAUGCAAAAGGUGAAAUAACAUUACCUUCUACUCUUACUUCUUUAUCAUUAAGAGAUUGUCAUAUUCAAAUUAUUUCUUCUAAUUCUUCUAAUUUAAAAAUGUUAUUUACUAAUAAUCAUUAUUAUUCUAUUAUUCCUUCUUUAACUUCUUUAACUUCUUUAAAAAUUGGUCAUACUUCUAUUUCUCAUUCUUUUUCUUCUUUAAUUCACUUAAAAGAAUUAAUUUUUGAAGAUGUUACUAUUAAUUGGAAUAUUGAAUCUUUUUAUCCUUCUUCUUUAAGUUAUCUUCAUUGUAAUGGAAACCAACUUCCUUCUUAUUUACCUCUUACUCAAUUACUUCUUGAAAAACCUCUUCAAAAUGAUUUAAAUAAAUUAGAAAAUUAUAUUUAUCUUAAUUAUCUCUUUAUUUCUGAACUUCCUUCACCUUCUAUUAAUUUACCUCAAUCUCUUCGUUAUUUUACUCUUAAUAAAACUUCCACUAAAAAUUUAAUUCUUUCAUUAAAUCAAUUUACUAAUCUUUUAACUAUUUCAAUUAUUAAUUGUAUUGAUAUUCGUUUUAAUCUUCCUUUGAAUUUAUUUAGACUUGAUAUAUUAUAUAGUAAUAAUAUUGAAAUUAUUAAUUUAAAAUAUUUAUCUUCUUUAAAAGAAUUAUGUUUAGUUGAUGAACAAGGAAUUAAUCUUGAUGAAAUCCCUCUUUCUUUAAAUUGGAUAUAUUAUGAUAUUUCUGAUCCUGAUUUAUUAAGUUGUGAUGAAAAUGAUGAUCCUAUUCCUUUAAAUUAUCAUUCAUUAAAUCGUUUUAAAACUUCUAUUAAAUUUCAUUAA
Messenger RNA from Entamoeba nuttalli P19, 1791 nucleotides. RefSeq lists its product as hypothetical. The transcript has a single exon. NCBI's taxonomy places the organism in Eukaryota, Evosea, Mastigamoebida, Endamoebidae. The record is from RefSeq and is a predicted model, not a curated record. The coding region runs from base 1 to 1791 and encodes 596 amino acids.